Messenger RNA from Perognathus longimembris pacificus (Pacific pocket mouse), 657 nucleotides. RefSeq names its product Fc epsilon receptor Ig (gene Fcer1g). Gene Ontology annotation, molecular function: IgG binding; IgE receptor activity. Gene Ontology annotation, biological process: T cell differentiation involved in immune response; antigen processing and presentation of exogenous peptide antigen via MHC class II; neutrophil activation involved in immune response. The record is from RefSeq and is a predicted model, not a curated record. The transcript has 5 exons. Gene Ontology annotation, cellular component: external side of plasma membrane; Fc-epsilon receptor I complex. NCBI's taxonomy places the organism in Eukaryota, Metazoa, Chordata, Mammalia, Rodentia, Heteromyidae. Bases 109 to 369 code for a protein of 86 amino acids.
AGGAAGGGGGGAACUCUGUGGUCAGGGAACUGCUUGCUGAGCUCAGCUGCAUAGAGCUGUCAGAGCGUCCGAUCCCCAGCUCACAGUCCCUCCGGCCUCCUGCCCAAGAUGAUUCCAGCAGUGGUCCUACUUUUACUUCUUUUGGUUGAACAAGCAGCGGCCCUGGGAGAGCCUCAGCUCUGCUACAUCCUGGAUGCCAUCCUGUUUUUGUAUGGUAUUGUCCUCACCCUGCUCUACUGUCGACUCAAGAUCCAGGUGCGAAAGGCAGCUAUAGCCAGCUAUGAGAAGUCAGAGGCCUUGUAUACGGGCCUGAACACCCCAACCCAGGAUCCAUAUGAGACUCUGAAGCAUGAGAAACCAUCCCAGUAGCCUUAGAACAAUUGUCCUUGGUCACAUCUUUCUUCUAGUUAUCCUCCCAGCCCUCAUGGCUGGCAUUACAUAAUCCUAUACACCGUUUAAACCAGCUGAACAUACCCCCAAAAUGAUGAUAAACCCCAAGCUAAUAUAUGCUAGCGAUUCCUCUUUUCCUGUUAAAGAUUUAAGCUUGGAUGCUGUUUAUUUUCUAAGCUCACGCUCUUGCUUCAACUCUUUCUCCUUUCCCAUUCCCAACUCCCACUAAACAAUGGAAAGGGUGUACCUCAAUAAAGCUGUCCCAGC